This is a messenger RNA of Mangifera indica (mango), 3266 nucleotides long. RefSeq names its product glutamate receptor 2.7-like. Bases 440 to 3202 code for a protein of 920 amino acids. Lineage: Eukaryota; Viridiplantae; Streptophyta; Magnoliopsida; Sapindales; Anacardiaceae. Gene Ontology annotation, cellular component: plasma membrane. The transcript is spliced from 6 exons. Gene Ontology annotation, molecular function: signaling receptor activity; ligand-gated monoatomic ion channel activity. The record is from RefSeq and is a predicted model, not a curated record.
CCUGGACGAAUUUCUAGAUUAAUGAUGGACUAACAAGGGCAACUGAAUCCCUAUGGUAGGAGAUUGGCUGAGGAUGUGGUUUACUUUCUGAUUUACCCUAUACAAGCAGCGAAGUCUUGGGACAAUUUCAGUGUAAAGCUUGGAUUCGCAGGACACUGGACUACCCUCCAAGCAAACUCAUAGAUUCACUUCAAAACCAGUCAUAGAUUCACUUCGAAAGAAUCAAACUUUGACCUUUCAAGCCUCCUCCUUGAACCAGUCAAAGUUGGCAUUUCAGUGAUUUCAUACAACAUUCACGGCAAUUUCGCCCAGCCUUCUGCAAUAAAAGUGUGUGCGUAUAUAUAUGUAAUAUUAUGUGCAGGAGCUUUUUUCAUAAGCAUAACAGAUUGAAAGAAACUUUUUCUAUACUUUUGGAAAUCAACUACCUUUCUUGUCAAAUAUGUCUGUUAAAACACUUUCAAAACUUUGUUUAUUUUACGUUGUACUCAUCUUCCUUUUCUGCCUGACCUGCCAUGGAGUUGAGGCGUCCGAUAGUGAGAACGGGAUUAUAAACGUCGGUGCAAUUAUCGAUAAGAAUUCCCUCAUUGGGAAGCAAGAGAUUACGGCCAUGAAUGUCGCAGUGCAAAGUUUCAACAGUAACUCAAAAAGCCACAAGCUCUCCCUUCACAUCCGGGACCAUGGAAGAGACCCCUUCCAAGCUGCUACCGCAGCCGAGAAGCUGAUUAAGGAAGAGAAGGUGAAAGUGAUUGUUGGCAUGGAGACAUGGGAGGAAGCAGCUCCAGUUGCUGAUAUAGCAGGCCGGGAUCAAGUUCCUGUUGUUUCAUUUGCAACACCUGCUAUAACACCUUCAUCAAUGUCUCUUCGAUGGCCUUUCUUGAUAAGAAUGGCUAACAAUGAUUCUGAACAAAUAAAAUGCAUUGUGGCUCUAGCUCAGUCCUAUAAUUGGAGAAGAGUUGUAGCCGUAUAUGAAGAUAAUGCAUAUGGAGGAGAUUCUGGGAAAUUGGCUCUUUUAUCUGAGGGUCUCCAACGCGUUAGUUCUGAGAUUGAGUAUCACUUGGUUCUUCCACCGACUUCUUCCAUAUCUGACAUGAAAGAAAUUGUUCGAGAUGAGCUAGAAAAGAUACACGAUGUACAAUCUCGGGUUUUCGUCGUUCUUCAGUCAUCCUUGCCCAUGAUUGUUCACCUGUUUAGAGAGGCCAAAAAGAUGGGAUUUUUAAGGAGAGACUCGGCAUGGAUAGUUACAGAUACUGUUGCAAAUUACCUAGACUCUCUUAACACCGAUGUCAUCUCCUCUAUGGAAGGCACUCUAGGAAUCAAGAAUUACUAUUCUGAAACGGGUACUUCUUAUCGGGAGUUUUCUUCCCAGUUCCAGAGAAAUUUCACUGCUGAAUAUCCAGAAGAAGGUUACUUUAAGCCAGGAAUUUAUGCACUUCUAGCGUUUGAUAGCAUUAGACUCGUAAUACAGGAGAUAGACAUAUUGACUGGUAACAGUAGCAGUCCCGAAAUGUUGGUAGGAAAUAUGUUAUCUAGUAAUUUCUCUGGGUUAAGUGGCAGAAUUCAUUUCAAAGAAGGUCAGCUAUUGAACACAGACAUUCUCAGGAUUGUCAAUGUCAUUGGAAGAAGAUACAAGGAGCUUCACUUCUGGUUGCCAACGCGUGGAUUCUCGAGGACACUCAACGUUAAAGAUGAAAAUAAUAGUGAAGUUGUUGAUCAAACAGAUGGUUUGGCUGAUGAUGUGAUUUGGCCUGGGAGGUGGAAGCAAGUGCCGAAAGGAUGGACAAUGCCUACGCCUGAAAAACCAUUGAGAAUCGGAGUCCCAGUUAAAACCUUUUUCGAGAAGUUUGUGGUUGAAUCCUUUGAUGAUUCUACUAAAAAGAUGGAAUAUUCUGGCUUCUGCAUUGAUCUUUUCUUUAAGGUGCUAGGAGAGUUGGACUAUAAUCUACCAUACGAAUUUGUACCUCAUAAUGGCAGUUAUGAUGAACUGAUUAUGGGCGUUUACAACAAGACUUAUGAUGCUGCAGUAGGCGAUGUGACCAUUCUAGAGGAAAGAACAAAAUACGUGGAAUUUACGCAACCAUACACUGAGUCAGGGUUGACGAUGAUAGUUCCAGCCAAGUCUGAAAAUUCAAUGUGGAUGUUCUUGAAGCCUUUCACCUUUAAAUUGUGGAUGGUCACCACUGCCGCCUUCAUCUACACGGUGCUAAUCGUAUGGCUCAUGGAGCAUCAGUCAAAUCCUGAUUUCAAUCAAAUAAGCGCCACUCUUUGGUUCACUUUCUCUUCCGUCUUCUUUGCUCACAAAGAAAAUAUUAAUAGCAACUUGAGUCGAGUAGUGGUUAUACUGUGGCUGUUCGUUGUGUUUGUGAUGACAUCAAGCUACACUGCUAGUCUGUCUUCACUGCUCACCGUCCAGCGACUUGAACCAACUGUUGCAGAUAUGGAGUUCCUAAGGACGCACAACUUAACUGUUGGCUGUAGUAACGAUUCGUUUGUAAAGAGUUACCUCAACACUGUGUUCAACAUUACAAAUAUUAAUGCCUUUGACAAUAUAGAAACCAAUUAUGUUCAAGAACUUGAAAGCAAGAACAUCGCUGCCUUAUUUCUUGAAGUUCCAUACGAAAAAGUCUUCUUCGACAAGUACUGCAAAAAUUACACUACCACAGAAACCUACAGAUUUGGAGGCUUCGGAUUUGCGUUUCAAAAAGGUUCCCCUCUAGCGCUUGAUUUUUCCAGGGCCAUUCUGGAACUAUCAGAGCAUGGGAAAAUAAAACCAAUUGAAGACGAGUGGUUUGCGCCUUCGCCCGAUUGUUCAGCCACUGAGAGCAAUAUUAAAACGGGACGCUUGACUCUCCAUAACUUCUGGGGUCUCUACCUUGUAUAUGGCAUCUGUUCUGGUUCUUGUUUUCUGAUUUUCAUCUUUCGAUUAUUGAAAAGCUAUUUUACGUAUCACGAAGAGAAAUACGAGGGCCAAGUGCCCCCAAGGCGCCACUGUGGCUUGAAAAUGGCUGUUAGUCUUGCAAGGUUUUUUUAUAAUGGAAGGCAGAGUAAGAGCAGUCCAACAGUAAGUUCAGUUGUUAAUGAAGCACAGGAUUCCAGGGGUGAAUGUGGAACUCCUUCUGACACUUCAGAGAAGCUUCAUAUCUCUGUACCGGUGUAUUCUAACAACCCGUUCCACAGAACGUUGUCGCAUAGAUAUACUCGUUAAACCUAUAUGGUACUAGUGGUGAGGGGAAAAAUUAUUAAUAAAUGACUUUCACUAUAAUUACGUA